Molecule: messenger RNA, 2076 nt
Organism: Cutaneotrichosporon cavernicola
Lineage: Eukaryota; Fungi; Basidiomycota; Tremellomycetes; Trichosporonales; Trichosporonaceae
Gene: BUD14
Exons: 2
Coding region: 1-2076 (691 amino acids)
Biological process (GO): establishment or maintenance of actin cytoskeleton polarity; intracellular protein localization
Cellular component (GO): microtubule cytoskeleton; cell tip
Molecular function (GO): protein binding
Source: RefSeq, a predicted model, not a curated record
AUGGCCGCCGCAGUUCACGCGCCUCAAAUGGGCGUCAUGGGCCAACAUCCCCACGCCAUGCAACAGCAAUACGACUAUCAAAACGGCUACUCUGUCAUGGAGGACUCGGACGACGGACAUCCGCAAGACGUGAUGGACGAAGACAUGGAGGCAUACUAUCGCCGACACGAGUACGAGCAACACUUUCACCAGCAGCAGAUGCUAGCACAGCAGAACGGCAUGCAGUACCACCACGAGGAUGCCGACACCGACUUGGAUGACGGGGACAUGUACGACUCUGACAGCUCGGACGAGAGCAUCUUACCAGACGAGAACAUCGACUUUGGCCUCAUUUACGCACUACACACCUUCCUCGCGACCGUCGAGGGCCAGGCGUCUGUCGUCAAGGGCGACUCGCUCCUCCUCCUAGACGACGCCAACUCGUAUUGGUGGCUUGUACGCGUCCUCAAGACUGAGGACGUAGGUUACAUUCCUGCCGAGAACGUCGAGACCCCGUACGAGCGCCUGGCGCGCCUGAACAAGCACCGCAAUGUUGACAUUUCGGCACCCACUGACCGGGAGAAGGCGGAUGCCGAAGCCAAGGAACAAAAGCGACGCGCAGACGGCAAGCUCAAGAGCCUUAUCGGCUGGCCACGAAGAGGUUCGACCCUGCCAGGAGCCGUCGAUCCCUACGAUGACGACCCGGAGACGCGUGAGGGACGACGUAUCCAGUUUGGCCCAUUGACGUUCGUCGACCACCCAGGUGUCACUUGGUCGAGCGAUGGGGAGGAUAGCGACGAUGACGACAUGCACGACGGCGACGAGGAGGACGACGACCAUGAUGUCAACAUGGAUCACCACAUCGACGAGCAGCUGGGGUACGACGCCGAGCCAGACGACGGUGUCGAGUGGGCGCAGGACGCGGUCGAGGCCAUGCGCAACGCGGACGGCAGCUCGACGAGCAUCGAGAUGCGCGACUCGGACAUGGCUUCCGACGCUCACACUCACCCUCUCAACCAUGGCGAGCGAACCGGCCAUGGGGAGCUCGGUACCGAGGUUGCUGCCAGCAUUGGGGUGACCACUGCUGCUGGCGCUGCUGGCCUUCUCGCUGUCAGCUCCUCGGCAGGCACUCCUUCCGGCGCCCUCCAACCUUCGCCCAGCCUCGCAGAGUCAGCCCCUGACGCCUUCCCGCCAGCGCCGGAGCGCUCACCUUCCCCGAGCUCAAGCCCAGUCCAUGGACUAGCUGCUCGGGCUCUGCCUACACCUCCUCCUCACCGUGCGCCGCCCAUCUCUCCGGCGAACGAGGCGAGCCCCGAGCCUCCUAUUCGCGAGAUGACUCCAGUCACUCCGCCCGCACCCACGUCAUCCAGUGUUCCCACCGUGAUGACGCCCGCAUCAUCGGACUUCCACGGCGAAGAGGCUACCUCUCGCCACCAGCCGUCGGCAUCCGUGGCAUCCGCCGUGUCUGCGUUUUCCACCACUUCCGGCGAGACUCUCAACCAGACGCCACUACGCUCGUCGGUACAGUCCGAGGCCUCAUCCUACUCCGCCCCGACGACUGUUGGCGUUCUGGCUGCGGGUGCUGGUGCUGCCACAGUGGCCGGCGUCGCCGCAGGCGCGGCCGCACACUUUGCGAGCACACCAAUGUCCCAGCCUCCUAUGUCUCCAACCGGAACGACACCUGCCUCCGCUGCGUCUGCAGGGCCACCUGUUGGGUUUGUGCCGCCCACCCCAGAGCUGCAGCGGACAUCAGAACCACAGCGAGUACCUGUGCUGGGGGCACAGGAUCGCCUCUGGACUCCCAAGGCGCGUGGCCCCGUCGCGCCUCUGUGGUACUCGGACGCGUUCGACAUUUCGCGCCUGUCGACGCUUGUGCGUGCACGCGCAACCGACAUCAAGCGCAAUACCCCGGUUCCUCGGCCGCGGAAGCAAACCGAGCCUUCUGACACUGUGCAGCGCACGCUGUAUGGCAACCGGCCCGAUGUCGAGCACAUGCCACCCGACCUCCGCGCACCUUACGUCCACUUGCAGGCCAAGAUGGACGCGUUUGACCGUGAAAUUGACGACCUACUCGGCUCGCUUGUUGCCGCGUACUAG